Molecule: messenger RNA, 396 nt
Organism: Labeo rohita (rohu)
Lineage: Eukaryota; Metazoa; Chordata; Actinopteri; Cypriniformes; Cyprinidae
Gene: tomm5
Product: translocase of outer mitochondrial membrane 5 homolog (yeast)
Exons: 2
Coding region: 99-254 (51 amino acids)
Cellular component (GO): mitochondrial outer membrane translocase complex
Source: RefSeq, a predicted model, not a curated record
UCCUACGUGACGUAUUUCCCUUUUCGCAUGCCUUCUAGAUUAAAUGUGUCUUGGGGCGAUCUUCUGAGCCACAUAUAAUCUUUGAUUCCAGCCUAAACAUGUUUAAAAUCGAGGGACUUGGGCCGAAGAUGGACCCGGAGGAGAUGAAGAAAAAAAUGCGGGAGGAUGUCAUAACGUCUGUUCGCAACUUUCUGAUUUAUGUUGCGCUUCUGCGAGUCACACCUUAUGUAUUGAAGAAGCUGGACAGCAUAUGAAACUUCACCAUGGAUAGAAACAUUCCCUGACAGAUGAGCAUGCAGGACGCAGAUGAUGCUGCGGAGAGUCACCUGAAACGGCAGUUAAUGAAGAGAUGGCAUAAAUUUGUGUCAUUUAGUUUAUUUAAUGUUUUUUUUUUUA